CAGGCAUAAUGUCCAGUCAACACUACUGUCUACGAUGGAACAAUUACCAGGACAACAUGACAUCAGUGUUCCACGAGCUUCUGCAAACCGAAGCUUUCGUGGAUGUUACAUUAGCUUGUAAUGAUGUUUCUUUGAAAGCACACAAGGUGGUGCUAUCAGCAUGUUCAUCUUACUUCCAAAAAUUGUUGAUGGAGAAUCCUUGCAAACAUCCCACCAUCAUAAUGCCUCAGGAUGUAUGCUUCGGCGACCUCAAAUUCAUCAUCGAUUUUGUGUACAAAGGUGAAAUAGACGUGUCACAAGCAGAGCUAGAGUUGUCUGGCCCAGAAUAAAGUGUGAACCUCUUCGAAGCACAACACAAAAUAUAAUGCCACAAGUUCAUAUGAAAAAUGUUCUAGAGACUCCCCUUCAGGUAUACAAGCCCCUAAAGAAUCCCA
Messenger RNA from Acanthoscelides obtectus, 434 nucleotides. The record is from the annotation of a GenBank genome assembly. Lineage: Eukaryota; Metazoa; Arthropoda; Insecta; Coleoptera; Chrysomelidae.